AAGUGAUACAAAUUGUUCCGCAUAAGCAGCAAACGUAUUCACAAUGGUCCAAAUUCCCACUGGGUUGUUUCUUCUCCUUUCUGUCGUUACUGCGACCUCCGCAAUUCCUACAAAGCGCACUGUUGCACAAGUCGAGGCUGACAUUGCCGACAUUGUAACCCAAGUCGACGCACUCGACAGUUCCAUCAAUGCCUUUCCGGCUACUGGCGGAAGUCUGCUCGCGGCACUCGCCAUCCACAGCAGCGCAACUACAUUGAUUAGCACUCUUCAAACCGCGACUACUGACACUACUGCAACUGACGCUUUUAGUGAAGACGACGGCGCUACCAUCCUCGCGUCCGUUGAAGCCUUCGAGCCCACCAUUCUAGAUGCUCUUACUGCUAUCGUUGCGAAAGAGCCUGCCUUUGAAGCUCUUCCUAUUGGUGGAAUCCCUGCUUUGGUACUCCAAGACCUCCAGGGCCUCAACUCCGCGACCGGGGCCUUUUCAGAUGCAUUGAUUGCCAAAUCCCCUGCUGACCUCGUAGACCAAGCUGAUGAGAUCAAAACGACGAUCGGGAAUGGAUUUGACACUGCCAUUGCCGCAUAUUCAAACUGA
Molecule: messenger RNA, 595 nt
Organism: Guyanagaster necrorhizus
Lineage: Eukaryota; Fungi; Basidiomycota; Agaricomycetes; Agaricales; Physalacriaceae
Product: hydrophobic surface binding protein
Exons: 5
Coding region: 44-595 (183 amino acids)
Cellular component (GO): extracellular region
Source: RefSeq, a predicted model, not a curated record